UGCACCUGGUCACUUGAUUCACGCUCGAGCAGCCAUCCAAGGGCUGUAACUUUUGGAUUUUUCCUUCUUCUCUUUUGUGUGUGUGGAGAGACGGUGGAACAAAACAUUCAGGGAUCACAUGUGUGUUUACAUUAUUAUUUUUUCAAUGUUCUUUUAUUUGUUGCCUGGAAGAAAAGCUGUCGCUUAUUAGGCAGACCCUCUCGCCCCCCUCUCCCUUCCUCUCCCUCUCUUUCUCUCUCUCUCUCUCUUCUCUUUCUCUCUCUCUCGAGAGGAAUUUGCAAACCUAUCGGAUUGUUUAAUUCCUGCGCAGCGCUGCCGAGAGGUUUUCGCCUCUCCAGCUCCGACGACGCACAAAACGCGGGGAACGCCGCGGUAACAUCUUGCAAGUCGUUCCGUUUCUUCUGGAUCUUAGAGGACGUCGAGAAAAGUCUGAAAGCCAAAGAUUUAGAUCUCUGUGGGCUACCUGCAUGACUGUUACCAUGACAGCAUCUGGAGCCCAACUCCUCCUGCUGGCCUUAUGUGUUUACAGAGGCUCGGGCCUGCAGCAGUCUGCUCCGCGGAUUCGCCUCUCCUUCAAAGAACUGAUGGACACAAGGGCAGCGCGGCCCUUCAGUUUCUCCUUCAACACCAGCGACUACCGCAUCCUCCUGAUGGAUCAGGAUCAGGGCCGUCUGUACCUGGGCAGCCGGGAGUACCUGGUGGCUCUGGACAUGCAAAAUGUCAACAAGGAGCCACUCAUAAUCCACUGGCCCGCCUCCGCUAAGAGAAAGGGAGAAUGUCAGAUGACAGGAAAGGGAAGACAGGGUGAAUGUGCCAACUUUGUGCGCUUGAUCGAGCCGUUUAACCGCACCCACCUCUACACCUGUGGAACGGGGGCGUACCAGCCCAUCUGCACAUUCAUCAACCGAGGCUGGAGGGCAGAGGACUACCUGUUUCGGCUGGUCCCUGGGUAUGUGGAUUCAGGGAAGGGGAAAUGUUCCUAUGAUCCCAAACAGGAGAACGUCGCAGUUCUGAUCGAUGAUAACCUGUAUGCAGGGGUCCAUAUUGACUUCAUGAGUACAGAUGCUACUCUGUUCAGGACCAUGGGCGGGAGAACGGCAAUCCGGACGGAGCAGUAUGACUCCAGGUGGCUCAACGAGCCUGUGUUUGUUCAGAUCCAGCAGAUCCCUGACAGUGCAGAAAGGAACGACGACAAGCUUUACUUCUUUUUCCGUGAGAAGAGUCUCGACUCGAGCGGCGGCGCGAGCCCCAGCGUUCUCGCCCGGGUGGGAAGAGUGUGUCUGAAUGAUGAAGGAGGCCAGAAGUCCCUGGUGAACCGCUGGACGACGUUCCUGAAGGCGCGCCUUAUCUGUUCAGUGAUAGGAGAAGACGGAGUGGAGACGCGGUUUGAUGAACUACGGGAUGUGUUUAUUCAGCCUAUGCAGGAUGAGCGAAACCCUAUGGUGUACGCUCUCUUCACCACAGCGGGCUCGGUGUUCAAGGGCUCUGCAGUCUGCGUGUACUCCAUGGCUGAUAUCCGCAAUGUCUUCAAUGGACCGUUUGCCCACAAACAUGGCCAUAACUACCAAUGGACAGAGUACACUGGCAAGAUUCCCUACCCACGGCCCGGGUCGUGUCCGGGAGGAACCUUCACUCCCGGUAUCCGUUCUUCCAAGAACUUUUCAGAUGAGACUGUGAAUUUCAUCCGAGCCCAUCCCCUCAUGAUCCACCCAGUUUAUCCGAUCCAUCGCCGCCCCCUGGUGGUGAGAACCGGCGUGGACUACCGCUUCACGGCCCUGGUGGUGGAUCAGGUGGAUGCUGUGGAUGGACGCUACGAGGUGCUCUUCCUGGGGACAGAUCGAGGCACUGUUCAAAAAGUUAUAGUUUUGCCGAAGGACCCAACUAACAUUGAGGAACUGACUCUAGAGGAAGUGGAGGUCUUCCGGUCCAGAGCUCCGGUCAAAACAAUGAAGAUAUCCUCUAAAAGACAACAGCUGUACGUGUCGUCAGACGCGGGGCUGACCCAGGUGUCGCUGCACCGCUGUGGCGUGUACGGCAGGGCGUGCUCUGACUGCUGUCUGGCCCGAGACCCCUACUGUGCCUGGGAUGGAGAGAGCUGCUCUUCUUUCACUCCGUCCACCAAGAGGAGGAGCAGACGACAGGAUGUCAAACAUGGAGACCCACUCAGGCAGUGCAGGGGCUUUAACGCCAAAGUGGAGAAACGUCUAAGAGAAACGGUGCAGUUUGGGGUGGAGGGCAGCAGCACCUUCUUGGAGUGUCAGCCUCGCUCCCCUCAGGCCUCCGUCAAGUGGCUCUUCCAGAGGGAAGGAAAGAGGAAAGUGACUCCUGCGGUUUCAUUCCCUUUUCUGCAGCUCACCCGUGUGGGAGGCGUGGUGAAGACCAACCACGGCAUCCUGCUGAAGUCUCUCAACCAGUCGGAUGCGGGGCUCUACCACUGCCUCGCCACCGAGAACAACUUCAAGCACACGGUGGCCCGCGUGGCGCUGCGCAUCCUGGAUCGAGACAUCGUUUUAGCGCUCACCGCUCAAGAUGACGACGAGCCUAAAACUCUCCAAGCGGGCCCUCGCCAACAGUCGCCCCUCGUCUCCACCCCCUUCCCGCCCGAGAUAAGACUGAUUAACCAGUACUGCCAGUCGUACUGGGAGCAACUCAAUCCCAAACAACAGCAGCAGCAGCAGCAGCAGCGCAAGCGCACCAGCCGCAGGCACACAGAGGGCCAGGACCAAGGCCUCGGCUAGAGGGCGGGGCGGACGCCGUCCAACACCGUGUGGACUUUUAUGGUGGACUUUUGUGUUUGACGUGCAUGUUUGUGUGUCACCUCUAUUCAUUAGGAAGGUGAUGCUGUCAUGCUGUCGCGAAAGUACUAUAUUUGUGGUUUUAUAAGUGUCAGCCUGCAAAAUACCAUAUUGUGUAUAUUUUACAUUGUCUGUGACCACUUCCUAAAGAAUACCGUACAUAUUUACAUUUUCCAUCUUUUCAGGUAUCAGCUUGUUGACAUUUAGAUACACUUAGGGACGUGACGUGAGUAUUAUGGCUAGGCGUAAAGGAAACGAUUGAGAGGAGGAAGAUCUUAUUUAUUUUUCACUUUGAGAAUAAAGUCUAAAUCUCAACAAUCAGGUCAAAUUUCAGUAUUACUGCCAGGCAUAAUAAAGAAUAUACCAGAGGAGUACUUAAAAUCGAAAAUGUUUUAUUGCAUUUUGAGAAUAAAAAUCGAACCUUUAAAAAAUUCUACUUUAAAACAAAUACUUAUGCCUGGCCCUCAUACUUUUCCAAAUAUAAAAGAUUGAACACCUAAGGAUUGUUUUCAACCUUAAAAUUAUUCAGGUCGACUUAAGAAUCACUGUGGAAGAUUAAUGUAUUUUUUUGCAAGAAAAACAGCAUUCAAAUUAGUUUAUAAUCUGUUUUCUAGGUUUGAUUUUCCAACAAUAUAACUUGCGAAAGCAGAUAUUUUGUUCAGCUGAUUCUUACAUUUUGGAUUAUCCUCGAGAGCACCGACAGAGAAGCAUUUUUUUUAAACUAGACUGCUCGUUGAGAUGGAUCACAUAUUCCAUGUUUGUCGUUUUGGACGUGAAGUAAAUGCAGCACGUGGUUAACUUGCUUCAACAUGCAGAACCACAGGUAUGGUACUGUAAAGUAUCUCGAAACAAAUGUAAUAUAUUGAUUGUAAAUAUAAUAUAUAUGGUCAUUGGAUUACUCUUGUAUUGUAUGAAGUUAAUAUCAAGAUAUAAAUGCAUACGUUGCAUGCAUAUGUGUCAUUUGUUGCAAGUUGUACAUUUUACGUGUAAUGAUGUUUGUAAGGUGUAAAGUAUUCUGUUAAGCUAAUUCCAUUCACUCCCUCGCUCUAGUGUGAGUGUUGAGGGUAUGUGUAGCAUACAGUGUUCUUCCAGUUAUGCACUUUGUCGGUGGCGGUAUUCGAGGGAAUUUGGGAUCUUUGCACAGAUGUAUGAAAAAAUGAAAAAGGAACUUUUUUUUUUUAAUGUACAGUAUGUUAUUAUAAAACUGGGAAUAGAAUUGGCUCAGAUUUAGUAUUGAUUGUUGGUGUUCUGUCAUUUGCUGUAUUUACAGACUUUAAAAGUUUCUCUUUUUAGUGGAAGCGUAAGGAACAAGAUUACUUUUCCAGUCCGAGCCACGAUUCACUUUCAAUGCUCGUAACGCAGUGCUGUCGUCAUAAUGAACCUACACUGGAACAUUCAAACAAAUAUAUAAACGUUUCAAAACUC
Pseudoliparis swirei is the source of this 4220-nucleotide messenger RNA. RefSeq names its product semaphorin-3F-like. NCBI's taxonomy places the organism in Eukaryota, Metazoa, Chordata, Actinopteri, Perciformes, Liparidae. Gene Ontology annotation, biological process: semaphorin-plexin signaling pathway; negative chemotaxis; negative regulation of axon extension involved in axon guidance. The transcript has 18 exons. Bases 468 to 2738 code for a protein of 756 amino acids. Gene Ontology annotation, molecular function: chemorepellent activity; semaphorin receptor binding. The record is from RefSeq and is a predicted model, not a curated record.